AUGGGUGCGAAAAGCCUGAGAGUUAAGAAAUGGAUCGUAGUUGACUAUAUAGACAUUGAAAAAGCUCAUUUUAAAUCGGACCUACUUCCGAAUUUGGAAAACAGUGAAUUACGUAUAUUAAUUAAAGAUUAUGCUGAAGCACAAAAUUUAUUAACACCAUGUUUGGAUCAUAUUAAUUCGAUGAAAGGAAAUUAUUCUCAUAUUGAAACAUUACGAAUAUUAUAUCUUGUACUUCACAUAUCAUGUUCAUGUUUUGGUUUGGGUCAAGUUAAAACGUCAAAACAUUCAUUAACAGCGUUACAACAAAGUAUUCAACAAUUGGCUAGUAGACCAGAAGAAGAAGCAUCUUUAGUGACAAAUCCACUUGAACAAUUUACAUGGUUAUCGCGCGAUCAUUUGAAUGUUUUAGUUUAUUUACUAACUGUUUUACAUUCAAUGUUAUGUGGACGUUUAGAUAAAGCAUUGAAAUAUGCUGAUAAAGCUCAAGCUCAGAUUGAUCAAAUUAAAAGUUUGGAUACCAGUCCAUUUUUAAUAGCUGUUGAAAUGUUAUUUUAUGAAUGUCGAAUACAAUGUCAUUUAUUAACAUGUAAUAAAUCGAUAGCUAUAAAAGAGAUUGCAACAUUAUGUCGACUGAAUGCCGCUGAUUCUAACAGCAAAACUCAACGAAGUUUAACGAUUCAUGCUUUAUUGGGUUUAUAUGCAACAUCGUUGAAUAUGCUCGAAGUAUCUGAAGCGCAAUUUGCUGCUGCUUUACGCACACGGUUUCCUGGUGAUAAAGAUUUUCGAUUUAUUGUAUUAGCUAACUUGAUAAUUACCUAUAUGAGAUUACGUAAACAAACACAUUUAUUACCAAUAUUACAACAAAUCAAUUUAGAAUUAACAACAACACAUUCACAAUUAUUACAUGCAAUUGCAAACUUUUUGAAUGCUCUACAACAUUUAAGCAAAACUCGUAUACCAGAAGCAAAAGAAUUAUUUCGUCGUGCAGCUAAUUUUGCUAGUAAUGAAGAUUUAAAUAAAAUAUUAACGAAUACAUUCAUUAUACUUGGACAAUUGUUUUUUAGAAUGCAAAAUUUUCAAGAAAGUGCAAAUAUGUUACAAUCGGCUACAACAAUUGGUUCUAGUAUACCAGACUAUAGUUCACAAUUGAGUACAAUGUCAAUAUUGAGAGAUUUAUAUCAUAUGUGUAAUGAUCCUCGACUGGUUGAAACCAAUGAAAAAAUCAUUCAAAUAACGGAUGCAUUACAAAAAGAUUCUUAUUCAACUACAGCAUUGCCAGAACAUCAUCAUUUAUUAGCAUGGACAGAGGAAGUUGAAAAAAAAACUCAACAUUUUUUUGUUGAACAUCCGGAUGCCAAAAUAUUUGUGGAAAAUGCGCGAGAUAUUGCAAAAAGAACGGAGCAACGUUUGAAUGAGGCAAAAGUAAAAAUACAAAUAGCAUAUAAUGAUAAAAAUGGUGAUGAUAUACACUCAAAUAUCAAAUCUCCAUCUUCGCCAGCAUUUCGUUCACCAUCAGCAACAUCAACAAAUUCGUCUUCAACAGCACCACCAUCAACUGUAACAACAACACUUACGACAAAUGCUUCAAUUCCAAUUUUAAAUGGUCGUAUUAAUCCAUCGUAUAGAGCAUCUUUACAAUAUAUUGCCUUAUUUGAUUAUGACGCGAGAACAAGUGAAGAUUUGACAAUACGAAAGGGUGAUCUACUUGAAAUUGUUAGUCGACAAAAUAAUGCUUGGUGGAAAGCACGAUCCGAUACGGGACGAGAAGGUUACAUACCAUCGAAUUAUGUUGCUAGACGAGAUAGUCUUGAAUCAGAACCAUGGUAUUUUAAAUCGAUUCAUCGAAUUGAUGCUGAAAAGAUUCUAAUGUCUGAAGUGAAUGAACAUGGAUCAUUUCUAGUAAGAGAUAGUGAAACUCGUCGAACAGAUUUUUCAUUGUCGAUUCGUGAUAAUGAAACGAUAAAACACUAUCGUAUACGACAAACAGAAGACGGUCGAUUUUAUAUUACUCGUCGUACAACAUUUUUAUUGUUAACCGAUCUAAUUGUACACUAUUCGCAACAAGCCGAUGGUUUAUGUGUAAAUUUAAGACAACCAUGUGUACAUAUAGUGAAACCAGAACCAGAAGGUUUGAGUCAUAAUACUGUUGACCAAUGGGAAAUACGUCGAGAAGACGUUAAAUUAAUUCGACGUCUUGGACAAGGGCAGUUUGGUGACGUGUAUGAAGGAGUUUGGAAUAAUUCAACACCUGUCGCCAUUAAAACAUUAAAAUCAGGUUCAAUGAACCCGUUAGAUUUUCUUGCCGAAGCAUGCAUUAUGAAAAAGCUUCGUCAUCCAAAUCUAAUUCAGUUAUUUGCUGUGUGCACAGUAGCAGAACCAAUUUAUAUUUUAACAGAAUUAAUGAAGAAUGGAAGUUUACUAGAUUACUUACAAAGUCCACGCGGUCGACAAUUAGAAAUGCUAACGUUAAUCUAUAUGGCCACACAAAUAUCUCGUGGAAUGGCCUGUUUAGAAUCUCAGAAUUACAUACAUAGAGAUCUAGCCGCUCGGAACGUUCUUGUCGGUGAAAAUAAUAUCGUAAAGAUAGCAGAUUUUGGUUUAGCCCGAGUAAUUAAGGAUUAUCAUACUGGUAUAUAUGAUGCUAAAGAAGGUACUAAAUUUCCGAUUAAAUGGACAGCACCAGAAGCAGCAUUGUAUAAUACAUUCACAAUUAAAUCAGAUGUAUGGUCGUUUGGAAUUUUGCUUACUGAAGUUGUUACAUACGGAAGAACGCCCUAUCCAGGUUAGUGCUUUAUUCACUAAUUUAUUAUAAAAUUGAAAAACUAUUAUUUUACUAAAGUUAGGAGAAAGAGCAGUUAAUGAUUUAAAUAGUGAGGUAAUGAAGUACAGAACUGCUAUAAACAUGAUUAACUAAUCAUAACGUAUUUAUUUCAUUGAUAUUUCGACAGAAUCCACUGUCAU
Didymodactylos carnosus is the source of this 2961-nucleotide messenger RNA. NCBI's taxonomy places the organism in Eukaryota, Metazoa, Rotifera, Eurotatoria, Philodinida, Philodinidae. The record is from the annotation of a GenBank genome assembly.